Molecule: messenger RNA, 444 nt
Organism: Fusarium sp. VM40
Lineage: Eukaryota; Fungi; Ascomycota; Sordariomycetes; Hypocreales; Nectriaceae
Source: the annotation of a GenBank genome assembly
AUGAAGCAGCAGAAAGCCUCAAGCAGUGCGGGGAUAAAUCCCGUGUUGAGUUCAUACAAUGAGCUCGAGGACAUCCACCAGACAGACGAGGUAGCAAAAAGACUCGCAUCAGAACUCCAGCGACUUGAUUCACUGGUUCUCAACGCAGGACUGGGCGUUGGUUCCUAUGGAGAAACGAGAGGUGGCAUUGACAGCCACAUGCAGCUCAAUGUCUUUACGCAACAUCAUCUGGCUAUGACGCUACUCCCCACAUUGAUCGCAACGCCAGACAGCAGACUCUGCCUCCAGGUGUCAGACAUGCACAGGGCCGCGCCUGGAGACAUCAAGUUUGCAGAUCUCGAAGAGAUCAACCGCGACAUUGGGCCGGCAUAUUUUUACAACCGAACCAAACUGGCUCAGAUCCUACUCGUCAAAGCUCUAGUCCGUCGCACGCAACAAAGUUAA